Nerophis ophidion (straightnose pipefish) is the source of this 1125-nucleotide messenger RNA. RefSeq names its product GrpE-like 1, mitochondrial (gene grpel1). Gene Ontology annotation, cellular component: PAM complex, Tim23 associated import motor. NCBI's taxonomy places the organism in Eukaryota, Metazoa, Chordata, Actinopteri, Syngnathiformes, Syngnathidae. The transcript is spliced from 4 exons. Bases 111 to 755 code for a protein of 214 amino acids. The record is from RefSeq and is a predicted model, not a curated record. Gene Ontology annotation, biological process: protein folding; protein import into mitochondrial matrix. Gene Ontology annotation, molecular function: protein homodimerization activity; protein-folding chaperone binding; adenyl-nucleotide exchange factor activity.
GAACCCAAGUCCCGCCUUCCCCGUCUCCCGAUAGGCUGGUUCGCACGCCGCGGCCGCCAUGGUCCUCGCGUGUUCCUGUCAGCGUGCAGCUUGUAUCAUCAGAGAGGAAAAUGGCGAGUUUGUGUGUGCAGGCGGCCCGGCAAAGCUUCUCCUACCUGACUCUGGCCACCAUUGGGAGAGCAUCCCCACGGCGGUUAUGCACAGCCGCCUCCGGGCUGAAGAACAGCAACAGUGCAGGGGAGAAGAGUGAGAAUCCCGAGCAGAGUGUGGUGGAGAAGGUCCUGGUGGAGAAGACCCAGCUGGAGGAGCAGCUCAGGGAAAUGACUGAUAAGUACAAGCGAGCCUUGGCAGAUACAGAGAACCUUCGGACGAGGCAUCGGGGAAUGGUUGAGGAUGCGAAAUUAUUUGGUAUUAAGGACUUCUGCAAGGACCUGCUAGAGGUGGCUGACAUUUUGGAGAAAGCGACAGAAAGCGUGCCCAAAGAGGAAUUGACAAGCCACAACAUUCACCUGAAGAACCUUUACGACGGCCUGGUGAUGACGGAGGCGGCGAUGCAGAAGGUGUUCACCAGGCACGGCCUCGUCAAGCUCAACCCUGAUGGUCAGGUGUUCGACCCGUACAAGCACGAUGCCAUCUUUGAGAUGGUCACAGAGGGGAAAGAGCCCGGCACUGUCGCCGUAGUGACCAAGGUGGGCUACACGCUUCACGAACGUGUUCUCAGGCCGGCAGAGGUGGGCGUGGUCAAAGCCCCCUAGGCAGGCGAUUGAGACUAACCAUGCACACUGGGCUUCCUGCGCCAGGUGAAGAUUGGCUGUGUUUGUCUGUAAUGGCACAGUAAACACAAAUGAUUUCAUCACAACUUGUCUUUAGUUUAAUCUGGUGAUCACUUGCCACUUUUUGGCACAAGCCAUGCAGUAAAAAGUGAGUAUCAAUUGAAAUGUUAACUUCUUGAGGAUGAUUAUGUUUCUGUUGAGUUGGUACCUUGUUAAAAACAGUAAGAAACUCAUAAACCCCAUUAAAGGGCAUUUUUAAGCAGUGACAUAAUUGUCUGUGUGAACCAAAUUGGCAAGUGAACUCGAAACCAUCUGCAUUGACAACCUCAAAAUAAAACUGACACAACCGUCA